Messenger RNA from Drosophila rhopaloa, 2703 nucleotides. RefSeq lists its product as uncharacterized. NCBI's taxonomy places the organism in Eukaryota, Metazoa, Arthropoda, Insecta, Diptera, Drosophilidae. The transcript has 3 exons. Gene Ontology annotation, molecular function: protein serine/threonine phosphatase inhibitor activity. The record is from RefSeq and is a predicted model, not a curated record. The coding region runs from base 101 to 1624 and encodes 507 amino acids.
GUGUAUGUGGUCACUCGUAUUUGGUCGCCUGCCAACACUAUAAAAAAACUAAACGGGUAGCUGAAAAUUACAAUCACAGGACUCAAUUUUAUAGACGGCAAUGGAAUCGGAGACGAAAGCCAGCGGCGAGGAGAAGCAGCAGGAAAACCCCUCGGCGGUGCCCAUGGACACUCUGGACCCGCCACCACCGAGUGGUAGCUCCAAGACCCUAAAACGCUGUCUAAGUGUACCUAUCAUCCGGACUCCGCCUUCCGGAAAAUCGGGAAAGACCCCGAUGACCACACGCGCAGCCGCAGCGGCUGCUCUGGCGGCCAAGGAGCACGAGCAGACGCCCAAGAAAAGCCAACAGGUGCUGGACAUCCAGAUGUCGAAUGUCUCAUCCAUCGAUUGCUUCGGCAAGAACAUACACAUACGGUCCCAGCCCAAUUCGAGGGAGGUUUCCCCGGCUCCCGUCUUCAAUAUAUUCACUCCUCGAGCCAGGAGGUAUUCGGCUAGCUACAGCCCACUGACCACGGCAGCCAAUGGAGCAACCCUUUGCCUCACUCCCCGGGUUUCCCAGCUCAGGCAAGAGGAAUGCGCGGACCUAAACAGUCGGGAGGUGAAUCACGAGCGCGAAGUUCAUCGGGAAAUACAAAUCUCCCAGAGCUGGGAGGACCUCACGCUGGUGACCGAGAACUGGUCCUGCAAAUCGGACGAGUUCUCCAAUCCCCUGCAGGUCAGCCUGCCACCCACGGGCAGUACCGGUUGCUCCAGUCCCAGUCCCACGAACAAUCGGGCGGGCAUGAGAUUACCCUACUCCCCGUCGCCCACGAGGCGCACUUUUGCCACCAGGAGAUCGAUGUCUCCCAUUGCCAUGAGACCAUCUCAACUGGGACCCGUGAAGAGGAAGUUUGAGCUGGACGAUAAUCCCAUGCAGGGCAGCAACUGGAGUGUAUACUCUCCUCCGCCAAUGAAAAAGAUAUUCACAGAAAGCCGCGGCUCUUCCCCGGUGUGCCAAUCGCCCUCGUCGGUGUGUCCCAGUCCUGAUUCCGGAACCUUUGAUGGCCGGAUAACACCCAAGUUGUUCAUCUCGAAGCUGUGCACAAAUAAUACGGUGAGCGGAGGUGGUCUGAAUAACAACAGCAGCAGCUCAGGCUGUCCGUCGCCCGUUUCCGCUUCGCCUGGAGGAGUGGGCAGUGGCCCUAAUCUGGAGGCUGCCAUGUGCCUCGUUUCCGGCGGAAGCCAGAGCCAAAGCAUCGACGAGGGCAUCUCGAUACCCGAAUCGGAGACGCUCUCCUCCUGCCGCAGUCGCACCUCCUCCAUACUGUCCACCGCAUCCUCCAGCACUCAGGUGCUGGUCAACGAUCUGGUUGACGAUGCCACUCUAAUGGACGAUGCCAAAAGCGAGACUUCCUCUAUCGGUGGUUGCUCCACCAUCAGCAUAGAGUCGUCCUCCUGCGAUAGUGGUGCCAAAACCGCUGCCACUUUCCUCAAUCGUUUGGUGGUGGAUUCGGAUGGCGGGGGUUCCCCGCUGGCCCAAAAGAGCUUCUAUAUCAACAAGCAGGGAUUGUCAGGCGCCAAGAAGUUCGUUGUCAAUCACGAAAGGACGGGAGCCUCCAGCAAGGAUGUGCCGCAAAAGCUUUAAGUAGCAUACGCAGUUUAGCUUAGCUUAGGGGUCGAUUUUAGGAAUGCUUAAACAAUGGAAUAAUCUCAGGCGCCAAGAAUUAAUCUUUGGUUACUUUUAUGUAAUUUGCUUUGAAAACUAUAGGAAUUACAUUAACUUAUUAAACGUUUACAUAAAAAAACGAAAGAAAAUAGCCAUGCCUGUUGUCUUCCAAGAAACUUAAGUUGUAAAGUGUCAAAAAUGGUACUAGAUUUAAAAGCAACAUUAAAAAGAUAAACUAUAAAUGUUGGGUUGAGAUAAAAGCAAUAAUCGAAAAAUAACUUUAAAGAAACAUUUAAAAUCAAAAAUAUAGUAUAAAAUUAAAAUGUAAUGUGUCCUAUAGUAUUCAAAGCUUAGUUUCUUUAAAUAUUCCAAAGAUCAAGAAGCGGUACUAUGAUUUUUGUAACAAAAAAUCGACCCAAAAUACCCAAUCACAUGCAAGCUUUAGUUGGGGGUUCUCAUUGAUCCCCUGACUUGCUAAAUAUUAGUCCGUAGCUUUGUUGUACAUAGUUAAGUUGUUUGUCUAAAGUUCCAAACCAUCUUGCAUAUCAUCUAUCAAAAAACACACUCACACUCCCUUUCAUCCCUAGCAAACAUUUGUUUUUAAUGUGUUAGCCUAAGGUUUGUCAUAUAUAGCCAGAGUUUUUUAUCCGAUCCUUGUGUUAUGAUAUGUUCUUCAUUUCCAAUGUUUCGAUUUAUUAAUCCUUUUUUAAUCUAAGUAAAAGUUAAUACGCCCAUAUAAUAAUGGUUACUUUAGUUUCGUUAGUAGUUGCCGCCUCACCCUAGAUUUUAGCUACCAAAAACCCAAUUUUGCCAAAUAUGUUUCCUCUAUGUAUGUAAUCCCGCAUUAUAUUGCCUAUAAUGUGAUCCAAUUUAAUCGAGGUGAUAUCUGCACGUAUCCCUGAAAACCAACUGAUUGAUACAUACACGCAUAUAUUAUAUAGAUUUACGAUUCGAUUAUAAUUAUCGUAAGCGAAUUUACGUAGUUUCAGGAAAGUUAUACUUAGAAACGAUCCAAAACGAAAGAAUUGCCUAUUAAACAUUUUUUCAAUAGAUCACAA